This is a messenger RNA of Sinocyclocheilus grahami, 382 nucleotides long. Its product is annotated as immunoglobulin iota chain-like. NCBI's taxonomy places the organism in Eukaryota, Metazoa, Chordata, Actinopteri, Cypriniformes, Cyprinidae. The transcript has 2 exons. The annotation marks the transcript as partial. The record is from RefSeq and is a predicted model, not a curated record.
CAGUAUAGAAGAUAUUCAUCUGGAUCAGACGAUGAAGAUCAUCCAGCUUCAGAUCUAUCUGUUCAUGUGGUCUCAAGCCACAGAGAGUCUAACAAACACAGCAGUAAGUUUAGGAGCUGAUGUGAAUAUAAGCUGUGAUCGUGAUAUAGAGGAGAUUUACUGGUACAAACAGAAGUCACCGGAUCCUCCAGUGUUCAUCUUACGCACUUACAGUAGCACAUAUGAAGGAGCUGAAUAUGAAAACAUCAUCUUCACACACAAAUACUCAGUGAAAACUAACAGUCGUCUGUUCAUCAGAAAUAUCACCACUGAUGAAUUAGGAGUUCAUUAUUGCGUGAAAGCUAGUGAACCACUCAAAUUCAGCAACGGCACCAAAAUCUAC